ACUAAUUUAAUUAACUUUGUCCCUAUUUUCUUCGCUCAACAAUGGCUUGCCGCCCAUUUAUUAACCAAACCCAAAAAAAAAAACAGAGCAAUAAUAUACCCGGGUGGCCACACACAUCUCUCUCUCUCUCUCUCUCUACUUGGGAGGUAAGUGAUGGAGAUGGAGGGGAGAAAUGAUAAUAAUAAAGAAAAUAAGGGGCAGAAAGUAGAAGAAACAGAAAGCAGUGGCGCUGAGUCUUUUAGCGUGGAAGAGAAGCAUAAAAUUGAGCUCAUGAGGGCUCUUCUUCUAAAACGAGAUCCAUCUUUUCAGGUAGAAGUGGUGGAUGAUUACCAAAUGAGAAGGUUUCUAGGAGCACGUGAUCUAGACGUUGAAAAAGCGACAAAGAUGGUGAUAAAAGAGCGGCAAUGGAGAAGUGCAUUCGUGCCAAAGGGUCACAUUUCAGUCUCGGAGGUUCCUAACGAGAUAGGUCAGAACAAGAUGUUCAUGCAAGGAGUGGACAAACAAGGACGCCCCAUUGCCGUCGUGUUUGGUGGCAGGCAUCUCCAAAACAAAGCUCCCGAUGAAUUCAAACGUUAUGUGGUUUUGGGUUUGGACAAACUAUGUGCCAGGACGUCACCGGGCAAGGAAAAAUUUGUGGUGAUAGGAGAUCUUCAAGGCUUCGGGUACUCUAAUAGCGAUGUCCGCGGAUAUAUUGGAGCUCUUUCUAUUCUUCAGGAUUUCUAUCCAGAAAGACUUGGAAAGGUGUUCGUUGUCCAUGCACCAUAUGUGUUCUGGACAUUGUACAAGGCAGUGCACCCUUUCAUUGAUGACAAAACCAAGAAGAAGAUCAUUUUUGUGGAGAAUAAACGGUUGAAAUCAACAUUACUAGAAGACAUUGACGAAGACCAACUCCCAGAUAUCUAUGGAGGCAAACAAUCAUUGGUCCCAAUCCAUAAUGCCUAGCUAGCACUAAACCAAAUUCUGGUUAAAUUACUUUUAUAUGAUCUCACUGGGCUUCCAUUUAAAUAAUAAUUAAGUACUUUGUACUGGUUCAUUCUGUUAGACAUUGACGAGAUCAAAGCAAAAUAAAAUAUUUUAUUGUUG
Molecule: messenger RNA, 1083 nt
Organism: Cuscuta campestris
Lineage: Eukaryota; Viridiplantae; Streptophyta; Magnoliopsida; Solanales; Convolvulaceae
Source: the annotation of a GenBank genome assembly